Molecule: messenger RNA, 1576 nt
Organism: Canariomyces notabilis
Lineage: Eukaryota; Fungi; Ascomycota; Sordariomycetes; Sordariales; Chaetomiaceae
Product: FAD-binding domain-containing protein
Exons: 3
Coding region: 1-1524 (507 amino acids)
Molecular function (GO): oxidoreductase activity; FAD binding
Source: RefSeq, a predicted model, not a curated record
AUGUCGACUCCAACCAUGGUUUCCGACGUUUCCAUUGCCGAAACCCUUGCCACGGCCGGGCUCCAAGGCCAAGUCCUUCUCCCGGGCGACGCGGAGUACGUCGCCCGCCAGGACAGCUACUGGUCCAACAGCGUCAAGGGGCUCCAGCCGGCCGCCAUCGUGCAGCCCAGGUCAGCCCAGGAGGUCUCGGCAACCCUUCGGGCCCUCGUGGCCACCAAGACCAAGUUCGCCAUUCGCAGCGGCGGACACACGCAGUUCGCGGGGGCCAACAACAUUGGCGCCGACGGUGUGACCAUUGACUUAGGCAAGCUGAAUUGGACGCGCUUCCACGCCGACCCCGGUGCCGAGAAGGCGGUCGACAUCGGACCCGGAGCGCGCUGGCGCGACGUGUACACGGCACUUCAGGGCCUCGAGGGUGGCAGGUAUGUGGUCGCGGGGGGGCGGGACGGCAACGUCGGGGUGGCGGGCCUGCUGCUCGGGGGCGGCAAGACGUACUUUACGGCCAAGCGCGGGUUUGCUUGCGACGAUGUGGUGGCGUAUGAGGUGGUGCUGGCCGAUGGGCGCAUCGUGACGGCCGAGGCCGGGACCGAGACGGAGGAUCUGUUCCGGGCGCUCAAGGGCGGGUCAAACAACUUUGGCAUCGUGACCAACUUUCGCAUGAAGGCGUUCGAGCUGGGCGACAUCUGGGGCGGCUUGACCUUCUACCCAAAGACGGCUAUGGAUGGGGCGACGAGGGCGCUGGUGGCCUUCACGGAUAGGGUGCAAGAGGAUGUCGAGAGCAAUCUGUUGUGCUUUUAUACGUAUAUGGGUUGCCGCGUCCUUACCCUCUCGUGGCAGCCCGAGUUCAAAGACGUGGUCAUCGCCGCCGCCUUUGUCCAGGUCGCGGGUGUCGAAAAUGCUCCCGCAUAUAACGAUUGGCAGCAGCUACCUUCGAUCAUGACGACAUGUAAGAAGACUACCCUGCUGGGAAUUGCUGUCGAGUACAGCGUCGCGCCGCAAGGCUUCUACGACACUUUUGCCACUGCAUGUUUCAAGAACGAUGAACGCAUCGUCAGCAAGGCCGCCGAGCUCCACGACCAGCUCGUCCAAGAACUCAAGGCGUUUAUCCCGGACGGUAACUUCAUCACGCAAUGCCUGUUCCAACCCUUGCCGCGGGUCAUCGCCCAGCGGUCGGCCGCGGCUGGCGGCAACAUGCUUGGGGUCGAAAAGCAGACUGCUAACGGCCUGCUUCUUGUGGCUGUGGGCAUGGUGCGGACUGCUGAGCAGGAGGCGUUCCUGCAGCCGCGACUGAGGGCGUGGGUGCAGGCCGUCCGGGACUUUGCGGCGACGCUGCAGGUCGGUGACGGCGACGGGAACCUGGACUGGAUCUACCUGAACUAUGCCGAUGCAAGCCAAGAUCCGUUGGCGAGCUACGGCACGGAAAACGUGGAGAAGCUCAGGAGCGUGGCGGCCAAGUACGAUCCGGACCAGGUCUUCCAGAGACUAUGCCCAGGUGGGUUCAAGGUUUCUAAGGCGAAGAGUUGAGGUUGGUAGCGCACACUGGAUCAUCUUAAUGGACGGAAGACAAGUAUUCGUG